Chaetomium fimeti is the source of this 7386-nucleotide messenger RNA. Its product is annotated as acetyl-CoA carboxylase. Lineage: Eukaryota; Fungi; Ascomycota; Sordariomycetes; Sordariales; Chaetomiaceae. The transcript is spliced from 5 exons. Gene Ontology annotation, biological process: fatty acid biosynthetic process. Gene Ontology annotation, cellular component: mitochondrion. Bases 363 to 7214 code for a protein of 2283 amino acids. The record is from RefSeq and is a predicted model, not a curated record. Gene Ontology annotation, molecular function: metal ion binding; acetyl-CoA carboxylase activity; ATP binding.
AACCACUGGGCACGAGAUCGACCUUCGCUUCUUGUUCUUUGCUUUUUCGGUGGUCUCCCUGUUAUAAUCGGCGUUCGAGUCUCCAUCCCUUGCUGACUUGCCCCGGGGCAUUUGUCCACUCUCUCCCACGUUAUCUUACCUGGCGAGGAACCAUUCUUCUUUCAGGAAGCUCGCGCGGCGCACUAAGGGCCCCCCAAACAACCCUUUUUCGGAACCCAAGCACAUUCCGGGAAACCAUCGGACUCCCGAUCCCUGCCUGCUCCGAGUCUUACACCCACCCUUGCGGUUUGCACAAAGCGGUACAACUCGGCCGAAUAUUAAUAUUUCGUUCGUGAUCUUGACGAUUUAUACCGAAAGCGACAAUGGCGGAAACAAACGGCCAUGCGAACGGCGUCGCAACAACGUACGCCGAGGCCCAUAGCCUCCCUUCGCACUUCAUCGGCGGUAACAAGCUGGAGAAUGCUCCCGCUUCCAAAGUCAAGGAGUUCGUGGCCAGCCACAAUGGCCACACGGUCAUUACCAACGUGCUGAUCGCCAACAACGGUAUCGCCGCCGUUAAGGAGAUCCGAUCGGUACGAAAAUGGGCGUACGAGACGUUCGGCGAUGAGCGGGCUAUCAAGUUUACCGUCAUGGCCACACCGGAAGAUCUCCAAGCAAACGCCGACUACAUCCGCAUGGCAGACCAUUAUGUGGAGGUCCCUGGUGGCACAAAUAAUCACAACUACGCCAAUGUCGAGCUCAUCGUUGACGUCGCAGAGCGUAUGGACGUCCAUGCGGUUUGGGCAGGAUGGGGCCAUGCAUCCGAAAACCCAAAGCUCCCCGAAUCUCUCGCAGCAUCACCAAAGAAGAUUGUCUUCAUCGGCCCUCCUGGCUCCGCAAUGCGGUCGCUUGGUGACAAGAUUUCAUCAACCAUUGUCGCCCAACACGCGGACGUGCCCUGCAUUCCCUGGUCUGGCACUGGCGUCAGCGAUGUCAGCGUUGACGACAAGGGGAUCGUGACCGUUCCCGACGAUAUCUACCUCAAGGGAUGUGUGAACUCCUGGGAGGAGGGCCUGGAGAAGGCCAAGGAGAUCGGCUUCCCCGUCAUGGUCAAGGCAUCCGAAGGUGGCGGCGGCAAGGGUAUCCGGAAAGUGAUGGAUGAAGAGAACUUCCAGGAGCUGUAUAAGGCGGCAGCUAGCGAGAUUCCCGGCUCGCCCAUCUUCAUCAUGAAGUUGGCGGACAGCGCCAGGCACUUGGAGGUUCAAUUACUCGCUGAUCAGUACGGCAACAACAUUUCGCUCUUCGGCAGAGACUGCUCGGUCCAGCGGAGACACCAAAAGAUUAUCGAGGAGGCCCCCGUCACGAUCGCCAAGCCCACCACCUUUAAGGCCAUGGAGGACGCCGCAGUCCGCCUCGGCAGACUCGUCGGCUACGUCUCUGCCGGAACCGUCGAGUAUCUCUACUCGCACGCCGACGACAAGUUCUACUUCCUGGAGCUCAACCCCCGUCUCCAGGUCGAGCAUCCGACAACAGAGAUGGUCAGCGGCGUCAACCUGCCUGCUGCCCAACUUCAGGUUGCGAUGGGUCUCCCCCUUCACCGUAUCCGAGACAUCCGGCUUCUGUAUGGUGUUGACCCCAAGACGUCGACGGAUAUCGACUUUGAGUUCAAGAGCCCGGAGAGCGAGAAGACACAGAGGCGCCCGACGCCCAAGGGCCACACCACCGCUUGCCGUAUCACGUCCGAGGACCCGGGCGAGGGCUUCAAGCCGUCCAACGGUGUGCUCCACGACCUGAACUUCCGCUCGAGUUCGAAUGUGUGGGGUUACUUCUCUGUCGGUUCCGCCGGUGGUAUCCACAGUUUCUCCGACUCUCAGUUCGGUCACAUCUUUGCCUACGGCGAGAACCGCGCCGCCUCCCGGAAACACAUGGUUGUUGCCCUAAAGGAGCUCAGUAUCCGCGGCGAUUUCCGCACUACUGUCGAAUACCUAAUUAAGCUCCUCGAGACAGACGCCUUUGAACAAAACACAAUCACAACCGGCUGGCUUGAUGAGCUGAUCUCCAAGAAGCUCACUGCUGAGAGGCCCGACACCAUGCUCGCCAUUGUCUGCGGCGCUGUCACGAAAGCCCAUAUCACUAGCGAGGGGUGUAUCGCCGAGUACCGCGGCGGUCUUGAGAAGGGCCAGGUUCCCGCCAAGGAUAUCCUUAAGACCGUUUUCCCCGUCGACUUCAUUUACGAGGGGUACCGCUACAAGUUUACCGUUACACGCUCCAGUACCGACAGCUACCGCCUUUUCAUCAACGGUUCCAAGUGCACCGUCGGCGUGCGCGCCCUCAGCGAUGGUGGUCUCCUUGUGCUCCUUAAUGGCCGCAGUCACAACGUCUACUGGAAGGAAGAAGUUGCUGCCACGCGCAUGUCCGUCGACGGCAAGACAUGCCUGCUCGAACAGGAGAACGACCCCACCCAGCUGCGGUCUCCCUCUCCUGGCAAGCUCGUCAAGUACAGUGUUGAUAACGGCGCCCACGUCCGGUCCGGCCAGACCUUUGCCGAGGUCGAAGUUAUGAAGAUGUACAUGCCCCUUAUCGCCCAGGAGGAUGGUAUUGUGCAGCUCAUCAAGCAACCGGGCGCAACCCUCGAGGCCGGUGAUAUUUUGGGCAUCCUCGCGCUCGAUGACCCUAGCCGUGUUAAGCAAGCGCAGGCUUUCCUGGGUCAACUUCCGCAGUACGGCAACCCGGUCGUCGUUGGCAACAAGCCCUCGCAAGUCUUUUCUUUGAAGUACAACACGCUCGCCAACAUCCUUAUGGGCUUCGAUAACCAGGUCGUCAUGCUUGACACCCUGAAGGAGCUCGUCACGGUCCUUCGCGACGACAAGUUGCCCUACAGCGAGUUCUCGGCUCAGUUCUCUGCCCUACAUGCUCGCAUGCCCCAAAAGCUUGAUGCCCAGUUCACCCAGGCUCUGGAGCGUGCUCAGCAGAGGCAGGUUGAGUUCCCCGCCCGGAACCUCAUGAAGGUAUUCCAGAAGUGGAUCGACGACAACAUCCCUGUCAAGGCGGACGCUGAGCUGCUCAGGACCACCCUGGCACCGCUCACUGACAUUCUUGACCUCUACGCCGACGGCCAAAAGUCCCGCGAGCUGAACGUGAUCGCGGACUUACUGUCGCAGUACGCAGAUGUUGAGCGUCUUUUCUCUGGCCGCCGCUUGCAGGACGAGGAGGUGAUCCUGAAGCUUCGGGACCAGAACAAGGAUGACAUUCAGAAGGUUGUGCAGACCGUCCUCUCUCAUAGCAGGAUUGCCGCCAAGAACUCUCUGGUGCUCGCCAUCCUCGACGAAUACCGUCCUAACAAACCCAACGUUGGGAAUGUCGGCAAGGCCCUCCGGCCCGUCCUGCGGAAGCUGGCUGAGCUCGAGUCCCGCCAAACAGCCAAGGUCUCGCUCAAGGCUCGCGAGAUCCUCAUUCAGUGCGCCCUCCCGUCUCUCGAAGAGCGGACCGCCCAAAUGGAACACAUUCUUCGCUCGUCCGUCGUUGAGUCCCGCUACGGUGAAACCGGCUGGGAUCACCGCGAGCCGAACUUGGAAGUCAUCAAGGAGGUCGUCGACUCCAAGUACACCGUCUUUGACGUCUUGACGCUGUUCUUUGCCCACGAGGAUCCCUGGGUGUCCUUGGCCGCCCUGGAAACCUACGUCCGUCGUGCUUACCGUGCCUACAAUCUCAAGAAGAUCGAGUACCAAACCGACGAAACCGAUACGCCUGCCUUUGUGUCCUGGGACUUCGCCCUCCGCAAGAUUGGCCAGUCCGAGUUUGGGCUGCCCGUUCAAUCAGCCGCUCCGUCCACGCCUGCGACGCCGAUUGACCAGACCUUCUCGAGGAUCAGCUCCAUUAGCGACAUGUCGUAUCUGUCCCAGCGGACACGGGAGGAACCGGUUCGGAAGGGUGUCAUCAUCCCUUGCAAGUAUCUCGACGAUGCCGAGGAUAUGCUUUCGAGGGCGCUCGACACACUUCCCAUGCUAGGGAACCGCAGAAGGGUCGCAAACCCACUUGCCGCCCUCAGCGACAUGCGUCGGCCGGCCCCACCCCCUCGCCUUGACAGCAUGGAUGAGCUUUCUGCCGUGGUCAACGUCGCAGUCCGGGACGCUGAGGGCCGCAGUGAUGAGGAGACAUUGAAGGAUAUCCUGCCUUUGGUCGAGCAAUUCAAGGACGACCUCUUCUCCCGCCGUGUCCGCCGCCUCACGUUCAUUUGCGGUCGGAACGAUGGCUCGUACCCUGCUUACUACACCUUCAGAGGGCCCCAAUACAUCGAAGACGAUAGCAUUCGUCAUAUCGAGCCGUCUCUUGCUUUCCAGCUCGAGCUCGCCCGUCUCUCCAAGUUCAAGAUCAAGCCAGUUUUCACCGAGAACAAGAACAUCCACGUCUAUGAGGGCAUCGGCAAAGACGUCGAGACCGACAGGCGCUUCUUCACCCGUGCCGUCAUCCGCCCGGGCAGGCUCCGUGACGAGAUCCCCACUGCCGAGUACUUGAUCUCGGAGGCGGAUCGGGUGAUCAACGACAUUUUCGACGCCCUCGAGAUCAUCGGCACGAGCAACUCGGAUUUGAACCACAUGUUCAUCAACUUCAGCCCCAUCUUCCAGUUGCAGCCGCAGGAGGUCGAGCACUCGUUGCAGGGCUUCUUGGACCGGUUCGGCCCUCGCGGUUGGCGCCUGCGCGUGGCGAAUGUCGAAAUCCGUAUUAUUUGUACGGACCCCGCCACCGGGCAGCCUUAUCCCCUCCGUGUCAUCAUCACGAACACUUCAGGGUAUGUCAUCCAAGUUGAGAUGUACGCCGAGCGCAAGUCGGAGAAGGGCGAGUGGGUGUUCCACUCUAUCGGCGGUACUACCAAGAUCGGCGCGAUGCACUUGCUUCCCGUCUCGACGCCCUAUCCGACCAAGAACUGGCUGCAGCCCAAGCGGUACAAGGCCCACAUCAUGGGCACCCAGUAUGUCUACGACUUCCCGGAGCUCUUCCGCCAGGCGAUCCAGAACAGCUGGACCACCGUUGUCAAGGCACAACCUUCCCUGGCGGGUGACCAGCCGGCCACCGGCGAGUGCAUCGACUAUAACGAACUCGUGCUAGACGAUCAAGACAACUUAGCCGAGGUGUCUCGCGAGCCUGGUACCAACUCGUGCGGUAUGGUUGGUUGGCUCAUCAAGGCCCGUACGCCCGAAUACCCCAAGGGUCGCCGGUUCGUCGUCGUUGCCAACGAUAUCACCUACAACAUUGGCUCCUUUGGUCCCAAGGAGGACAACUUCUUCUUCAAGUGCACGGAGCUAGCCCGCAAGCUAGGUAUCCCGCGCAUCUACCUAUCGGCAAACUCCGGUGCGCGCCUGGGCCUCGCCAACGAGCUGAUGCCUCACUUCAGCGUCGCUUGGAACGAUGCCGAGAAGCCCGAGGCUGGCUUCAAGUACCUGUAUCUCAAGGACGAGGCCAAGCGUCGGUUUGAGAAUGAGGUCAUCACCGAGGAGGUCACGGAGGAUGGGGAGAAGCGCCACAAGAUUGUGACCAUCGUCGGUGCCGAAGACGGUUUGGGCGUCGAAUGCUUGCGCGGUUCCGGCUUAAUCGCAGGUGCCACGAGCAGGGCUUACAGCGACAUCUUCACCUGCACGCUCGUGACCUGCCGCUCUGUUGGUAUUGGUGCGUACCUCGUGCGUCUUGGCCAGCGUGCCGUGCAAAUUGAGGGCCAACCGAUCAUCCUCACCGGUGCUCCGGCGCUCAACAACCUGCUCGGUCGCGAGGUCUACACGUCCAACCUGCAACUCGGUGGCACUCAAAUCAUGUACCGCAAUGGUGUCUCUCACUUGACUGCCAACGACGACUUUGCCGGCGUCUCGAAGAUUGUUGAGUGGAUGUCUUUCAUCCCCGACAAGCGCAACAGCCCCCUCCCCAUUCGGGCGAGCAUUGACGACUGGGAUCGCGAUGUCGUCUACACCCCGCCGCAAAAGCAGCCUUACGAUGUCAGGUGGAUGAUUGCUGGCAAGCAGGACGAGGAUGGCUUCCAGCCCGGCCUGUUCGACAAGGACUCCUUCGUCGAGACUCUGGGUGGCUGGGCUCGCACUGUGGUGGUCGGUCGCGCCCGUCUCGGCGGCAUCCCCAUGGGUGUUAUUGGCGUCGAGACCCGCUCGGUCGAAAACAUCACGCCCGCCGAUCCUGCCAACCCUGACUCGAUCGAGCAGCUGACGAACGAGGCCGGCGGCGUAUGGUACCCCAACUCGGCCUUCAAGACGGCUCAGGCCAUCAACGACUUCAACCAUGGUGAGCAGCUCCCGCUCAUGAUUCUCGCCAACUGGCGUGGUUUCUCGGGCGGUCAGCGCGACAUGUACAACGAGGUUCUCAAGUACGGCUCUUUCAUCGUGGAUGCCUUGGUCAAGUUCGAGCAGCCCGUGUUCAUCUACAUCCCGCCCUUCGGGGAACUGCGUGGUGGCUCGUGGGUCGUCGUGGACCCGACCAUCAAUACCACGUUCAUGGAGAUGUAUGCGGACGUGGAGGCCCGCGGCGGUGUCCUUGAACCUGAGGGCAUCAUCGGCAUCAAGUAUAAGAAGGACAAGCAGCUCGAGACGAUGGCCCGCCUCGACCCUCUGUACUCCAACCUCAAGAAGCAGAUGGCCAGGGAGGGUCUGUCCAAGGAGGAGGCGGACGAUAUCAAGAAACAGAUGACGGAGCGCGAGCACCAGCUCCUCCCGGUCUACGCCCAGAUCAGCCUGCAAUAUGCCGACCUACACGACCGCGCCGGGCGCAUGAAGGCCAAGGGUGUCAUCCGCGAGGUGCUGGAGUGGCGCGAAGCCCGCCGCUUCUUCUACUGGCGCGUGCGCAGGAGACUCAACGAGGAAUACACCCUUCGUCGUAUCAACAACGCCACCGCGCCGGGUGGUGCCCACGCCAAGGACGUGGCCGCCCACGCGCUGGUCUCGGCCGAGGCCCGCAAGCGCCACCUGCACCUGCUCGAAGCCUGGUCCGGCAUCCCCAACUUUGCCACUGAUGACCGGGCCGUGGCCGAGUGGUACGAGGCCAACAGGAAGCUGGUGCACGACAAGGUGGACGCGCUCAAGAAGGAGGCCAUCGCCGCCGAGAUGAGGGAUCUCGUGCGCGUCGGCAGCGACGGCGCUGACGCCACCGACGGUGCUGCGUGGAAGGGUGUCCGCGACAUGCUGCGCGUGAUGCCGGUGGAGGAGCGGGAUAAGGUCCUUGAGUUUUUGAAACAGGUUUAGGUUUGCUUGGUUGGUGACGGCUGGGGGCGGUUUGGGUGUGGAAACAGUGGUUAGUUAGACUUGGGGGUUGGCGGGUAGAGGACCGGGGCGGCCUGUGUGAUGAUGGCUUGGCUUGGCUUGUAUGGUUAGCGUGGCGAGUAAAUGAUGAUUUUGCUAUUUGGUACUGCGUUUU